Prunus armeniaca (apricot) is the source of this 303-nucleotide messenger RNA. The record is from the annotation of a GenBank genome assembly. Lineage: Eukaryota; Viridiplantae; Streptophyta; Magnoliopsida; Rosales; Rosaceae.
AUGGAGUAUGAAAGUGAUAUCAAGCGCUAUAAUGAUAUUCUACAGGAAGAUCGAGUUUACAUAUUUUUGGAUGACCUUGAUGAUCGUCUUGAUAAGGCUCGAAGUGAUGUUCUUCACAUGACUCCAUUCCCUACUGUGGACCAUGCUUAUGCCUAUGUUCGCCGUGAAGAUGUUCGACAAGCUGUGAUGAUGGGUUCAUCUGCACCCACUGGCACUGGCUUAACGGCCAAGAGUGUGCCUCGAUCAGGUCCCCCCACUCAUGCCAGACAACCCCAUAAUUCCUCUAUUGCGGCCCACCUUUAG